This is a messenger RNA of Impatiens glandulifera, 495 nucleotides long. RefSeq names its product protein transport protein Sec61 subunit gamma-1-like. Gene Ontology annotation, cellular component: membrane; Ssh1 translocon complex. Gene Ontology annotation, molecular function: transmembrane protein transporter activity. The record is from RefSeq and is a predicted model, not a curated record. The transcript has 3 exons. The coding region runs from base 72 to 281 and encodes 69 amino acids. NCBI's taxonomy places the organism in Eukaryota, Viridiplantae, Streptophyta, Magnoliopsida, Ericales, Balsaminaceae. Gene Ontology annotation, biological process: protein targeting; post-translational protein targeting to membrane, translocation.
UCCCUCCCCGUAUAUAGGGUUUCAACAAUUCCUUCUUUGAGUUGAGAAGAAGAGAAGAGAAGAGAAUAGAGAUGGACGCCUUGGAUUCCGUCGUGGAUCCGUUGAGAGAUUUCGCAAAGGACAGUAUCCGACUCGUUAAGAGGUGUCACAAGCCCGAUCGCAAAGAAUUCUCCAAGGUUGCUGUUCGUACUGCGAUCGGGUUCGUCGUUAUGGGUUUUGUUGGGUUUUUUGUUAAGCUCAUCUUUAUUCCCAUCAACAACAUCAUUGUCGGCUCUGGUUAGGCUUUCAGGACUUACAAGUUUAUAGGAAGAACACAAACACAAAUUUUUAAUCUAGUGGAUGGAAUUCAGUGUUAAUGUGGAAUUUCUGAUGUUGUUACAUCUUAUUAUACACUAGAGAGAGAUAAUGUUUAUUUUUGUUUUAGGAUUCUUCUUUCAUAGACAUGGACUUCAGCUUCUUAAUAAAUAAAGUCUAAAUUUCUAUUAUUUUGCUUUA